CGGAAGCACGCCGGGACUGACACGUGGCCCUGGGCGGCGCUGCCCGUGUGGGGUGUGGGUCGGAGAGGCGGGCGCCCUCCGCUGCCCGGAGAGACGGGUCGGAGAGGCGCUGCGCCCGCGGACGGCUGCCCCCGAUGCAGCCGCUACCAGCAGCGGAGGAGGCCCGCAGGGACGCGGCCGAGGAAGCCCAGUGGUCCAGGCCCGAGUGCCAGGCAUGGACGGGGACGCUGCUGCUGGGCACGUGCCUGCUGUACUGCGCCCGCGUCAGCGCGCCCGUGUGUGCCGUGUCCAUGAGCCAGGACUUUGGCUGGAACAAGAAGGAAGCUGGCGUCGUGCUCAGCAGCUUCUUCUGGGGCUACUGCCUGACUCAGGUGGUGGGCGGACACCUGGGGGACCGGAUCGGGGGUGACAAGGUCAUCCUGCUGUCCGCCUCCGCCUGGGGCUGCAUCACCGCCGCAACCCCGCUGCUCGCCCGCCUCGGCAGCGCCCACCUGCUCUUCAUGACCUUCUCGCGCAUCCUCACGGGCUUGCUCCAAGGGGUCUACUUCCCGGCGCUGACCAGCCUGCUGUCCCAGAAGGUGCGAGAGAGCGAACGAGCCUUCACCUACAGUGCUGUGGGGGCCGGCUCCCAAUGUGGGACGCUGGUGACGGGGGCCGUGGGCUCCCUGCUCCUGGACUGGUACGGCUGGCCAAGCGUCUUCUACUUCUCUGGCGGGCUCACCCUGCUGUGGGUGUGUUACGUGUACAGGUACCUGCUGAGUGAAAAAGAUCUCCUCCCGGCCGUGGGUGUCCUGGCGCGAGGCCUGCGGGUGCCCAGGCGCACCAGAGUUCCCUGGAGACAGCUCUUCCGGAAGCCCUCUGUCUGGGCCGCAGUCUCCUCCCAGCUGUCAUCUGCCUGCGCCUUCUUCAUCCUCCUCUCCUGGCUGCCCACCUUCUUUAAGGAGACGUUCCCCAGCUCCAAGGGCUGGGUCUUCAACGUGGUGCCCUGGCUGGUGGCCAUCCCUGCCAGCCUGUUCAGCGGGUUCCUCUCUGACCAUCUCAUCAAUCAGGGUUACAGAACCAUCACUGUGCGGAAGUUCAUGCAGGUCAUGGGCCUUGGCCUGUCCAGUGUGUUUGCCCUGUGUUUGGGUCACACCUCGAGCUUCUGUAAAUCUGUGGUGUUCGCAUCAGCCUCCAUUGGCCUGCAGACCUUCAACCACAGCGGCAUUUCCGUCAACAUCCAGGACCUGGCGCCGUCCUGUGCCGGCUUCCUGUUCGGUGUGGCCAACACAGCGGGGGCCUUGGCAGGUGUUGUUGGCGUGUGCCUGGGAGGCUACCUCAUCGAGACCACGGGCUCCUGGACGUCCAUGUUCAACCUGGUGGCUGCCAUCAGCGGCCUGGGGCUGUGCACGUUUCUGCUGUUUGGAGAGGCCCAGCGGGUGGACCUGAGCCCCACCCACGAGGACCUCUAGCUGUGCGGCUUGGCGGCUCCCCGAGGACCCAGUGCCGCCCGCCUCGGGGCGACAGGCUCUGUUGAAGGGCCUCCCGCUCCUGGGUGUGUGAGCAGAGGGGGCCGCGCCCCAGCAGAGCCUGGGCAAGCCUGGGCGGGCCUCAGGUUCUCCACCUGCCAGAGAGGUGAUCGUGCCCUCCCCUCAGGGUGCGUGGGCUGGCAGGGGUGAGUGCGGUCGGUAUUUUUAGUCGCUGCUGCGUUAUUACAGUCUGCUCCCCGUAGGUCCUCGUGCCCACAUGGUCACUGAGAGGGAGUGCUGCCUGUCAUCGCAGGGGUGCGGGCACCACGCAAUUGGACUGUUCCCCUCAGACCUGCUCUGCUUUGCUUCUUGGCCCUUGGAGCCAGGUCAUUCUUCCUGGGGGGGGGUGCUGUCCUGUGCACUGUGGGGUGUUUAGCAGCUGGCCCCCACCUACUAGGUGACCCCCCAGUCGUGACAACCAGGCUUCACCCUGUGUCCUCAGGGACCGUGUCCUGGGCCAUAAUGGCGGCUCUGAUGGAGUCUGUUGGGGUUUUGGACUAGAUGCCCUUGCCCAUCUUUGGGGCCCCCCCGGCACCCCCUGUGGGUCCCUCUCUGCCACGGAGGGUUCUGGGGACCAGGGAGCCCUCCCACCUUGUCCUUCUCUCUCUCAUAAUGAGGAACUGGUCGUCUCAUGAGUUUGUAGUAGAUUUUGCAAGAUGUAUAUGUAGAAAAACUAAGAAUGUGGAGAGAUCACACCAGACUUAUUUAAAUGAUGGCUAUUAAACUGGGAAAGGAAGACUG
Hyaena hyaena (striped hyena) is the source of this 2249-nucleotide messenger RNA. It is a transcript of the gene SLC17A9, whose product is annotated as solute carrier family 17 member 9. The coding region runs from base 135 to 1451 and encodes 438 amino acids. Gene Ontology annotation, biological process: transmembrane transport. The record is from RefSeq and is a predicted model, not a curated record. Gene Ontology annotation, cellular component: membrane. Gene Ontology annotation, molecular function: transmembrane transporter activity. The transcript has 13 exons. NCBI's taxonomy places the organism in Eukaryota, Metazoa, Chordata, Mammalia, Carnivora, Hyaenidae.